AUGAAGACGGAUUUCAAGGUGAGCAGACCCUGCGCCGUCACUGCUUGUACCAGCUUGCUGAUUUCACGCCAGUUUUCAAAUCUUCUCGGGACCGUCUAUCGCAAAGGGAAUCUCUUGUUCACUCCCGACGGCUCCUGUCUGCUCUCUCCGGUUGGGAACCGAGUCUCUGUCUUUGACCUGGUCCACCUUAGAAACACCUCCUAUACCCUCCCGUUCGCACACCGGACAAAUAUUGCCCGCAUUGAUUUAUCUCCCCGAGGCAACCUCCUGCUCUCAAUCGACGAGAAUGGCAGAGCUAUAUUGACCAAUUUCUCGCGACGGCUGCCCAUCCAUUAUUUUACGUUCAAAUCCGCUGUGAGCGCACUCUCGUUCUCGCCCUCUGGUCGUCAUUUUGCCGUGGGGGUCGGCCGGAGGCUACAGAUAUGGUGCACACCGUCUACUCCAGGCUCUGGCACCAGCGGUGAGCUAGAGUUUGCUCCUUUUGUGCUUCACCGAGAUCUAGCCGGCCAUUUCGACACAAUACAAAACAUCCAUUGGUCCAGCGAUUCGAGAUUCUUGUUGACUGCAUCAAAAGAUCUAACUGCGAGGAUAUGGAGUGUGGAUCCGGAGGAGGGGUUUGAACCAACAACUUUGGCGGGACACCGUGAUGGGGUUAUUAAUGCCUGGUUUUCCCAUGAUCAGGAGUCUGUGAGUGAUAUUGGAGAGAUAUUCAACCAAAGCUACUAA
This is a messenger RNA of Trichophyton benhamiae CBS 112371, 726 nucleotides long. RefSeq lists its product as uncharacterized. Gene Ontology annotation, molecular function: protein binding. Bases 1 to 726 code for a protein of 241 amino acids. Gene Ontology annotation, cellular component: Pwp2p-containing subcomplex of 90S preribosome; small-subunit processome. Lineage: Eukaryota; Fungi; Ascomycota; Eurotiomycetes; Onygenales; Arthrodermataceae. The record is from RefSeq and is a predicted model, not a curated record. The transcript has 2 exons. Gene Ontology annotation, biological process: maturation of SSU-rRNA from tricistronic rRNA transcript (SSU-rRNA, 5.8S rRNA, LSU-rRNA); ribosomal small subunit assembly.